CGGGGAUGCUUUGUAAGCAGGCGGUGGUGAUGGGGCAUAAGAAAUCAUGAACCGGAACUUAUCACAUUCACCAAGGGUAUCAACAGAAGAAUCUGAGUUCAAAUACCUUCGGUACAAGCCAUCUGUAGCCUUUCGGGUUUUUCGCUUGGGUCUUGUAACUGGGUCUACUUCAUGAGGAGAAUUUGUGCAAUGAGAACAUUGAUAGAAAGGAUUCCGAAAGAAAUGACCAUAACAGUCUUUAUAAUAAUGGACAGGAUUUCUAUUGCUAUGGAAGUAUUUGACAAGUUUUUUUGGAUUUGGCUCGGAGAUUGACUCUAGGACACAAGGCUUCAUCAUGAACAACGUUAGAAAGAUGGAAGGGCUUUCUUCUUUUUCUUUGCAAAAUUUGAUGGCAAUAGUAUCAUCCUUUCUCCUCACGAAUUAAGAAUCUAAGGACUAGAGAGGUUUGUUGUUCUGGUGUAGCUUUUCAUGGCUAGUGAUCCAAGUUUCUGGAAGCAGCUUGGCUAGCUUUUCUUUAGGAAUUUUCUUGAAGACAUGAAUGCGGGAAAGCUUGAUCAUUUUGCAUAGAGAUGAACCUGACUUCUUCGUUCCCAUUAUGAAAAUUAAGAUCAAGGGCAUGUUUUUUGCACACGAUAACCAUUUGGUAGUGGAAUGUUGCUGCAACAGAGUAAGCAGUCGGAUGUGCUCUAAUGAGAUGAAUCUGAACCUUUAGAAAGGAGAGCAACUGAGUAUGUGAAAGAGCAAAAUUGAAAUUCGGGACAAGAGUUACAAAGAUCAUCCCAGCAUUUAGAAUGGUUUGGACAGUGCAAAUACAAGCGUGCUGGUAUUCUAAGAAUAGAGUAUCCAGUAGGAUCGGGUGAAACUUGAUUUAUUAAUAUAGGAUGGUUGGCGUUUUGUCGUUUUGGGUUUAGUGGACGUGGUUGGUCCCAGGGCAACGCGAGGAAGAGGACUAGAAGGAAAGAGGAAUAGGCGGGAGGGGAAGAUAUGGGCUGGGUCAAGCUUAAUUAUUUUUGGGCGAAAUAGGUUUUACGAGCUUGGGUUUAGUCUGGACUUUGAUUCUGGGUUUGAUCCGGCCUUGGAAAUGGGAGAAUUUGGGCUUAGUGUUUUGGGCUCUGGACAAGUUUGAUGGGCUUGUUAAAUUGGCCCUGGUCCGGACGAAAAAGGAAGGUAGAGAUAAGGGGUCGGUGGCGACGAUUUCCAGAAACCCUAACACCAGCACCAUCGACUUCUCCGUCAUGGCUCCUCGCCAGCUCGCCUCGUCGAACUUCCCUUGGUUCUCCUUCUCUCCAUGUCGCGCCUCCUCUCUCCCUCCUUCCCCGGCCUUUACCUUGUCGGACCGCUCCGAGGACGCGCUCCUGAAGGCCCUCGCCCACAAGCAGGCCAGCAGGGCGCCGAAGCCGGAGAUCGGCGCCGCCAACGCGGUUCUGAACGACCUCGAGAUCGAUGAGGCCAGCAUCGAGAGGCAGGUCCAAGACGGCGUGUCCGGCGCCGGCGACGUCCCCCUCACGAGGGAGGCGGAACGUGUGCGGGUCAUCAACACGCCGGGGAGCCGCCGGUUCUACCUUCCCUCGUCCGACUUUGACCACUUCGGAGUCAAUUCCAACGUCUUCACCUUCUGGCGUGAGCAUUUUCGUCUCGAGGAGGAUAUGUUCCCUCAAGUCUGUUUCCUCACGGAGUAUCCCCUUAAAGCGUGGGACGUCGUGGAGAGUUUUGGCGAUCUUCUGGUGAAGGAUGUGAAAACUGGGGCUUGCUAUCGAGCUCACCAUGUGCUUGAAGAUUUUUGUAAUGAGGAGCUCCAAAAGGAUUUGGGCAUUAGUGCAGAGAAGGCUGCCGAACUCAAGCAUGUACUUGCAACUUUGCGUCGUCUCUCUGUUCCUGAAGUGCAUGCCAAGAUAAAAAAAUAUGGUGUCACGGCUCCACACACCAAAAAUCCUCUCUCUGAUCCCAUCCGUCCACUGGUUUUUUGCUCCUUAAGUAAGUUAAUUUUUUCUUCAAUCUACUGCAGGCGCAAGUCACCUAAAAGUGCACUAGGCAUUCUUCGUUCUGCCAAAUGUUUCAAAGCCCUCCUUCGAUGUAACAACUUUAAACUCCCCUUUGCUGUUGAGCAGCUUGGGAAUGGUGUGUGUCAUGAGGUUCCUCACCAUGGCCUAGGUUUUUAUAGAUUUCGUAAGUUCAUUCUUGCUGAGAUCGAGCAUUUUGUCGAUCCCGAAGAUAAAUCCCAUCCAAAGUUUUCUCGAGUUGCAGAUCUGGAAUUGUUUAUGCUCUCCAGGGAACAACAAAUUUCUGGCCAAGCAGCUAUUAAAACUCGGCUUGGCGAAGCAGUUUCAAAGGGAACUGUUAACAAUGAGACUCUCGGCUACUUCAUUGGGAGAGUAUCUUUUUUAACUCACCUCGGGAUAGACAAGGAUCGCUUGCGGUUUAGGCAGCGUCUUAACGAAAUGGCUCUCUGUGGAGCAGAUUGUUGGGAUGCUGAAAUUGAGUGUUCCUAUGGUUGGAUUGAGUGUGUUCUUACUUCAGAUGGGUCAACAUAUGAGUUCCAAUCAUUUACGGUGAAGAACUGUGGAGCACAGAAGAAAUGUGGAGCGGCUUUUGUUGCCCGUAAAAAAGUUGCUGAACCUAGAGAAGUGGAGAAACUGGUAAUUGUUCCAAACAAGAAGGAACUAGGUCUUGCCUUUAGGGGAAACCAAAAGAUGGUGGUUGAAGUUCUGGAGGCAAUGGGUGAAGAGGAAGCUUUGCGGUUGAAGGCUGCUUUAGAAUCCAAAGGAGAGGCGGAAUUUCUGGUAAGCACGAUGGGGAAGAGUGUAAUAAUCAAGGAUAACAUGGUCAAUAUUUCGAAGCAGAAGAUAAAGGAAGAUUGGAGGGUUUUUACGCCGUCUGUUAUUAAAUCGUCUUUUGGCAUGGGACGCAUAAUAUACUGCCUAUUUGAGCAUUCUUUCUAUACAAGGCCCAGCAAAGCGGGAGAUGAACAACUAAAUGUGUUGCGCUUCCCUCCAUUCGUAGCACCUAUCAAAUGUACCAUUUUGCCAUUGAUACAGAAGCCAGAGUAUGAGUCAGUUGCUCAACUGAUUAGCGAAUCACUGACAGGCAAAUACCGGACUGAUGCUCGUGUUCCGCACAAGAUUGACAUAGGCAUCCCCACAUGGAGGAGAGAUGCGAGAUUCGUUACAGGCAACACCAUAGGGAAGAGAUAUGCGGUAUGCGAUGAGUAUGGUGUGCCUUUCACGAUCACUGUCGAUUCUCAAGUUGAUGUGAUCAUACGAGAGAGGGACAGCAGAGAUCAGGUUCGAGUUGGAGUGGGGGAAGUGGUCUCAAUUGUGAAGGAAUUGAUUGACGGGCACAGGACCUGGUCCAAUGUACGGAUGAUGUACGGUGGAGUUUCCGCAUCUACCGAAGAAAAUGAGUAAUUGGGUUACGGAUAUCAUUGCUUACUUUGCUGUCGGUUUAUCAUAUUUUGGGGUAUCCAAGGUAGGAAACAAACGGUGUACUUCAUAUUAUUUUUCUGUUGAUAUUUUAGACGGUGUCGUAGGUAAAACAAACAGGAAGUUGCGGAUGUACGUUGGGCUGUUCCCCUGAUUUCGUAUCGCACACUUUUCAUGGAAAUUCUGCCUCUUGAGAAGGUGAAAAUAUUUAUCUAUGAACUUCUCUGCUUCGAGUUACC
Messenger RNA from Eucalyptus grandis, 3658 nucleotides. Its product is annotated as glycine--tRNA ligase, mitochondrial 1. Gene Ontology annotation, molecular function: ATP binding; glycine-tRNA ligase activity. Lineage: Eukaryota; Viridiplantae; Streptophyta; Magnoliopsida; Myrtales; Myrtaceae. Gene Ontology annotation, cellular component: mitochondrion; cytoplasm. Gene Ontology annotation, biological process: mitochondrial glycyl-tRNA aminoacylation. The record is from RefSeq and is a predicted model, not a curated record.